Messenger RNA from Osmia bicornis bicornis, 2069 nucleotides. RefSeq names its product sialomucin core protein 24-like. Gene Ontology annotation, cellular component: cytoplasmic vesicle. The transcript has 3 exons. The record is from RefSeq and is a predicted model, not a curated record. Lineage: Eukaryota; Metazoa; Arthropoda; Insecta; Hymenoptera; Megachilidae. The coding region runs from base 139 to 759 and encodes 206 amino acids.
GGAGGCCGAUUCCAGCGACCAGUUCAAUUUCAUCCAGAAGCUUACGUAGCAAGUUCCUGUGACUUCAUUUGUAGCGGGGAAUCCAUUUGUCAACAUUCUUUAAACAGUAUACGUUUAUUAUUCCAAGCUAUUUCCAAGAUGAGAUUAAUUCAUAUAACCAUCUUUCUGGCUACAACAAUUUGUUGUAUUGCGGGUAAGGAGGCUGUUGCAGCACCACAAGACAAGGAAAUUAAGGGUCAGCAGACAACGGAUACAACCAAUACUGUUCCUAAAAUUUAUCCUAACACUGAAGCUUCUAACAUUACUGCUAAUAUUAAUAAAACUAACAGCAAUAUCACUGCUCCUGCUGCUAAGAAUAUUACAGAAGAUCCUGCUCCUGCUAUCAUUGAAACUACACCUAACACUGCUAUUCCUAAUAACAUUACCACUGAUUCAGCUCCGUCUGUUUCUUCCUUACCACCAACUAAAAUUGUGCCAACAAUAACUACAACAAACACUACAAAAAUAAUACCUCCAGUAACAACUAACAUGCCUGUACCCACGGUUACUGACAGUCCAUCAACAGUUCCACCUCCACCUGCAACAACAGCAGUUCCAGCGUCAACAAAACAAGCUCCUCCAUCACCAUCCAAGGAAAGACACUUUGAUGGGCUCAGUUUCUUAGGAGGAAUUAUUUUGGCUACAUCUUUGAUGGCUAUUGGCGCACUUUCAUGGAAAUUCUAUAGGACAUUCAACGAACGGAACUAUCGCACUCUAUGAUGCCGCGGAAGUCAUCGCUAAAAGAAUUCCAUUUUCAAGUAAACGCAAUCAAUCGAACUGAAAACUAUGAAUUUCACCGUUCCAGUAUUGCGUAUUUUUAUAACGCACUUAAGUGGCGCGAGAUUUAAGUGCUCUUAGUAAUGUGAUGUGUAAACGCGCGGUUUUCUUUGUACUAAAAUAAGAAAAAGCAAAAAAGAUUACGGGCUAUAAUAUUGUUUUCUCUGGACGCGCAUCGGGAAGGACGUACGUGCACAUGCGCAAGAGUUGACCAAUCAAAUCCGCAUUCCAAGGAGAUCAAUUCUACGGAAUAACGAUCAAUGUAUUAUUUUGUUUUUAAAUAAUUGUAUAGCAGCGAGUAUGGAGGCUUUUUUAGGGAAAAUGGCGGUGUAGGGAGGAGGAGUUACUAAAAUUAUUUUUAAAAAAUCAAUAAAACUUUGAAUUAUUAAAUAUUAUAAAAUUUAGCGUUUAAAUUUCAAAAUUUUGAAAUUCAGUUUUCCAAGAUUUCAGAAUCUCAAAACUCCAAUUCCAAAAUUUUUAAAUACAAAAUUCCAAUAAAUAUUUAAUGAAAUUUUCCCUGCUAAACCUUGACUCACUACUGGACACGCAUUGGUGCCUUUUCCCCUCAGAUCGCAAUCUUUCCCUAGGAAAACCUCCCAUUCUCGGAACUGUACCUAAAGGUUCCUAACCAAAAUACGACUCAGAUGGUAUAAACAAAGGUAUAACUUUUCGGGAAUCAGGUCUGUAGAAUUGUUCUUCGAAAUGAUCCUUACCCUUCAGAUAAUAUUUGUUUAAAAAUUUUGGACGAUGUUUUCUAGCACUUGAAGGAAGAAACCGACGUUCGUACGAGUAAAAUACAGAAGCUCCACCAUAAGAUUUUAUUAAAUAAUAUUUUUGCGAAAUCUUUGUGCGUUUCCAAAAAGAAAUGAAAUUUUUUAAUUUUGAUCUUCGCACCUGUUGAAGAAACAUGACAAUUUUAUUUUAUUUUUUUCGCUUAAAGAAUUUUCUUUUUACCAGCGUUACUAUAGAUGCAUCAUAAUCACGGUCGAUGAUACUGAUUCCUAAAACUCCCUCGACAUUUUUUAAUUCACUGAUACAUUCUCCCAUGGGACGAUGGUUUUCUCCCAUCAGCUUUCCUGUAACAUUGUAUGUACAGUCGAGGUGACUUGAAGGAUCGCGUACCUAACUUUGGAAACAUAUAAUUAUAAGAAAGAUAUAUAUUAUUAAAUACGGCCUAAAAUAAUAUAAUAUUAUUUACGUUUAACAAGCUAUGUAAAAUAAUUGCUUAUAUCAAUUAUACAUGAUUAAUACUA